This is a messenger RNA of Polistes canadensis, 1626 nucleotides long. RefSeq lists its product as uncharacterized. The transcript is spliced from 3 exons. NCBI's taxonomy places the organism in Eukaryota, Metazoa, Arthropoda, Insecta, Hymenoptera, Vespidae. The coding region runs from base 493 to 987 and encodes 164 amino acids. The record is from RefSeq and is a predicted model, not a curated record.
UUUCUUUAUUUUUUCAUCUUUAAUAUCAAAUUAAUGCAAUUCUCGAAUGUUGUAAUUAAUUAUUUUUAUUGAGUGUUGCAAUCGAUCGAAAAUGAUUGUGGUUUUAUACCUAAAUGUUCAUUCAUUUGCGUUUUCUUGAAAACUAACUUUAAAAUUAGUUAAGUUUUAUUUGUUACAAGUAAAAGAGGUUUUUUUCAAAAAAUGUUAUGUUAAUAUUGCGAUUGUUUAUUAAUAAUAAUAUAAAAUAUAUAUGUCGUAAGUGCUAACAAUAUUUUCCUUGUUUACAAUUUGACUAGGGAUAUUUUUGUCUUCAUUUAUUUUACCAUUAAAAUUUAAUUUUCUAAAGUUUCCUACGCCGAAGUCUUGCGAAAAAGUUCUUUAAUAUAUAUAACAAGUGAGAAUAAAAAUAUUUUUCAGUAUACCUUGGUAUAGUAAUGGGUAACCUAUAUUUAAGUUAUAUACGAACAAAAUAUUUAUGAUUGACUAUUUAUAAUGAGUAACGAUACAGUUAAUAAGAAUUCUGCAUGCAGUUCUGCAUUUAAAUCUAAUUGGACUAAACAUGAAAAAUUUUUAUUAUUAAAAAGUCUUAAACUUUAUGGGCAUAAAAAUAUAGCUGCUAUAUCUACAUUUCUCUCUAAUAAAUCUCAAGAUGAUAUUAAAGAUACGAUAAAUAAUUUAAAAAGUAAAUCCAAGAUCUUAAAGAAAAAUACACCUUUAAUAAAUGAUUGGAUCGAACAUAAACUAAUUAAAAAGAAAAAUACAUUAAUCCGAGAAAUUUAUCGUUAUCUUUAUAAGUUGUCCUGUAACAUGAAAAAUAUCAAGCUUUCAAAACCGAAUCAAGAUAUACUUUAUAAAGCUUUUAAAGUAAUAGACAAUAGAAUUACAACUACACCUCAACAAGACGAAAUUAUAUUACAUCUAAAAAAACUUCUCAACGAAAACAGAAAUAUAAAAACUUAUCCGAGCAAAAAAGCUACUAGUAAAUAAUAUGAAAAAAAAAAAAAAAACACGAUAUUGAAAAGUAUCUUGAAUUUGUACAUAUUUACUUCUAAUGUAAUUUUAAUAUAACUAAAUCCUGUUAACAUAUUCACUAUCAUUGCCACAUAUCUGUAAUGCAUCGAUUUUCAUUAAGAGUUCAGCAUCACACAUUUAUGAUAAUCACUGGUGUCUCUUCUCUGUAGUGUGAUAACAACUGCAUUAAUUUAGGUUAACGCCUUCUUAACUUAUAAUAAAAUAAAUUAUUUUUAAUAACUGUAAUUUUAUAAUAUAUAUUUUAUAACUAUUAUAAACAUUUUUAUAGAACAUUAUUAUUUCACUUCCAUUGCUGCUGUACAAUUUCUUUUUUUUAUAGAUUACAUAUGUAAGUGAUUCAUUUGGCGAUUACAAUGAAACAACUAUGUUAAUUAAUAUUGCGUAUCUAUUAUCAUAAAAUAUCGUUAAAAUUAAUUAUACGUAGCAGAUACAUUUACUGGAAAAUGAGUAUAUAUCUAUAUAUACGUGUGCAUAUAUCGGCAAGUAAUACGUUACACAUUUAUAAAGAUGUGAAUUUAUAAGAGAAUAAAUUAUACUUUAUAUUCAAUACUAGAGUCCUAAUGCUUUUUAUAAUAAAUGCAAGAAAUAAUUAAA